Molecule: messenger RNA, 1974 nt
Organism: Salmo salar (Atlantic salmon)
Lineage: Eukaryota; Metazoa; Chordata; Actinopteri; Salmoniformes; Salmonidae
Source: RefSeq, a predicted model, not a curated record
AUGGCUCCCAAUCAUGGCUCCCAAUCCCCAUUCAAUGUGGAUGAGAAGACUAUAACGGUCAUGUUCCAGUCACUAAGAGUCUCUGACCAUGACAUAGAGCAGUGUCUGCAACACGUCUGCACUCUCCUUCAGCGUGCCAUGAAACCAGUAGACAACAAUAGGAUAUGGAAAGGCCUAAGGAGGUACAAAGUCCGGAGCAAGAGAAGAAGCGAUGGUGAAGCUGUACAGAUCCCCAACAACAUCAUGCUGGGACCAAACAGCGGCGUCUUCAACCAAGGCCAGACCGCCCACUGCUAUGUCUGUAACCUCACAGAUCACCAGGUGAAGGACUGUCUAGGAGGACUAGGGAGCAGUCCUACAGCCAGCCCUACAGCCAGCCCUACAGCCAGUCCUACAGCCAGUCCUACAGCCAGCCCUACAGCCAGCCCUACAGCCAGCCCUACAGCCAGUCCUACAGCCAGUCCUACAGCCAGGCCUACAGCCAGUCCUACAGCCAGUCCUACAGCCAGUCCUACAACCAGUCCUACAGCCAGCCCUACAGCCAGCCCUACAGCCAGUCCUACAACCAGUCCUACAGCCAGUCCUACAGCCAGUCCUACAGCCAGCCCUACAACCAGUCCUACAGCCAGCCCUACAGCCAGCCCUACAACCAGCCCUACAGCCAGCCCUACAGCCAGCCCUACAACCAGUCCUACAGCCAGCCCUACAGCCAGCCCUACAACCAGUCCUACAGCCAGUCCUACAGCCAGCGCUACAGCCAGCCCUACAACCAGUCCUACAACCAGUCCUACAGCCAGCCCUACAGCCAGUCCUACAGCCAGUCCUACAGCCAGUCCUACAGCCAGCUCUACAGCCAGCCCUACAACCAGCCCUACAGCCAGUCCUACAGCCAGUCCUACAGCCAGUCCUACAGCCAGUCCUACAACCAGUCCUACAGCCAGUCCUACAGCCAGCUCUACAGCCAGCCCUACAGCCAGUCCUACAGCCAGCCCUACAGCCAGUCCUACAGCCAGCCCUACAGCCAGUCCUACAGCCAGCCCUACAGCCAGUCCUACAGCCAGUCCUACAACCAGUCCUACAGCCAGUCCUACAGCCAGUCAUACAGCCAUUCCUACAGCCAGUCCUACAGCCAGUCCUACAGCCAGCCCUACAGCCAGCCCUACAGCCAGUCCUACAGCCAGCGCUACAGCCAGCGCUACAGCCAGCCCUACAGCCAGCCCUACAGCCAGUCCUACAGCCAGCCCUACAGCCAGUCCUACAGCCAGUCCUACAGCCAGCCCUACAGCCAGCCCUACAGCCAGUCCUACAGCCAGUCCUACAACCAGUCCUACAGCCAGCCCUACAGCCAGCCCUACAGCCAGUCCUACAGCCAGCCCUACAGCCAGCCCUACAGCCAGCCCUACAGCCAGUCCUACAGCCAGCCCUACAGCCAGCCCUACAGCCAGCCCUACACCCUACAGCCAGUCCUACAGCCAGCCCUACAGCCAGCCCUACAGCCAGCCCUACAGCCAGUCCUACAGCCAGCCCUACAGCCAGCCCUACAGCCAGCCCUACAACCAGCCCUACAACCAGUCCUACAACCAGCCCUACAGCCAGCCCUACAGCCAGUCAUACAGCCAGUCACACAGCCAGUCCUACAGCCAGCCCUACAGCCAGCCCUGCAGCCAGUCCUGCAGCCAGUCUUGCAGCCAGUCUUGCAGCCAGUCUGACAGUCUGUCCGACUACAGACCAGAGAGCAAGAGUGCUGAGGAGAACGAUGACAGCUUUAAGUCCUUCAGUGAGGAGCCAUCCCAAGACUCUCCCCUACCUUAUGACACAGGUCCUGGAGCAGACUGGUCCACUCAAACGGAGGCUCAUCAUGACGAGCCACCAAACCUUAGCAGUACUUAUGCUGCCUCCCACCUCCCUGACGGCUACCCUCCUCUGCUCCCAGACACUUCCAGCUCUAUCGAAAGGAAGCCGUCUGUCAAAUAG